Messenger RNA from Cladophialophora immunda, 1047 nucleotides. RefSeq lists its product as uncharacterized. The record is from RefSeq and is a predicted model, not a curated record. Gene Ontology annotation, molecular function: hydrolase activity, hydrolyzing N-glycosyl compounds. NCBI's taxonomy places the organism in Eukaryota, Fungi, Ascomycota, Eurotiomycetes, Chaetothyriales, Herpotrichiellaceae. The transcript is spliced from 5 exons. Bases 1 to 1047 code for a protein of 348 amino acids.
AUGGUCUCCUUCAGGAAACUUGGCCUUUUGCCCCUUGUUGUCACGCCGGUCAUCGGUUCGCCGAUGCAGUUAGAACGGCGAAACUCGACAGACAAGGCCCCGAGGAACAAAGUCAUUAUCGACAAUGACUAUCUUGCCGGCCAGUGGGAUCCAUAUUUGCUCGCAUUGAAUGCUGGGUGGGAAGUGCUGGGACUGACGACAUGCACGGGAAAUACCUGGAUGCCGCAACAAGCCAAGCAUGCGCUGGCGAUGCUCGAGUACGGAAAUCUCAGCUGCAUUCCGGUAUACACCGGGGCGCUGUACCCGCUGGUCAGCACGUAUGAGCGGUUCCACUCCUGGGAGGCAGUUCACGGUGACCUUCCCUGGCAAGGAGCGUUCGCACCCUACAACGCGACCCUCGAGGCGGAGGGGUGGGAUCCGUCGGGGGGAUCCGACCCGUAUCGCAUCGUCCAAGCCGCCUUCACCGAGGGGUUUCCCACCGCGGCCGCGCAGUCGUCGCCAGGCGCCGUGCAGUUCAUGAUCGAUCAGGUGCACAAGUAUCCGGGACAGGUUUCGAUCUUUGCCGCGGGGCCCAUGACCAACGUCGCGCUGGCGAUUCGCACCGACCCCGAGUUCGCUUCACUGGCCAAGGAACUGGUCAUUGAGGGCGGCAAAAUCGACGUGAAUCUGUUCCAAUUCAAUUUGCUCUUCGACCCUGAAGCGGCCAAGAUCGUGUUGAAUGCAAACUUCCCGCGGAUCCUCGUCUCGGGCAACGUGGCCAACUCAGUCUUUGCCACCGACGAAUGGAUCGACGAGGUCGCGGCAGACGGCACUGCUGCCGUGAGCAUGGUGGAUCCUUCAAUUGUGCUCAACUCGACUACUUUCUUCAUCGACGUCGAUGUAGCAUACGCAAGUCCCAACUACGGGAAUGUCCACGCGUACCAAAAGGCGCUCGCGCCUCCGAAUCUUCGCAACAUCACUUACGUGUUGCAGAUCAAUGAGACCAGAUUCAAGAACACGUUGAAGAGCAUUUACCAGAAGCCAAUAACCUGCGCCGACCUCUCGUGA